Molecule: messenger RNA, 2558 nt
Organism: Drosophila rhopaloa
Lineage: Eukaryota; Metazoa; Arthropoda; Insecta; Diptera; Drosophilidae
Gene: Klp59D
Product: kinesin-like protein Klp59C
Exons: 1
Coding region: 184-2430 (748 amino acids)
Biological process (GO): microtubule-based movement
Molecular function (GO): microtubule binding; ATP binding; microtubule motor activity
Source: RefSeq, a predicted model, not a curated record
UCACACUCGACAGUAAAUUACAGCAGAAACGUCUGGUCAAAGAAAGAUUGUAUCAUCGCUCGCUUGUGGACCGGAAAUUAAGAAAAAAAUAUAUGCAAGUAAAAAAUCCAAAAAUUAUACAUCUUUUAUAAAUUGCAUACACAUUGCUGGAGGCUGUGGGCUUCAGCCGUAAUCACCAUAUAAAUGGAUCGCAUCAAGAUCGGCGAGCAGCUGUUUUUCCAGCGAAGUGACGGACGAGUCCAUCCGGUGGUCUGCACGGCCAAGAAUCCGGAGCUCGACUCUGUGACUGGGGAAUGGACGGAGGGCGCGGUCGUCAAGGGCAAGGAGGUGCCCAUAAGUCUGCUGAUUAACAUUAAUCGUCAUAUAUUCGCUGAGAAUCAAUCGCCAGCGAUGGUCUGCACUCCAUCGCCGACUGCGACGGGCUCAAUGAUUCCGAAACCGAGGGAUUCGAGUCCCGCAGAGGGACCUCCUGACUCCUAUCGGAAGUCCCUGGGCAAGAAUCCCUAUGCGGAGCGCAUGAGGGAGUUCCGCAGUAAGAUGGCCCCAAGAAAAACCGAGACUCGUUCGGUGGUCAAUCGUGACCUGGCUGGGGCGUCUACCUCGCGAGUGGCCUUUUGCAAGGCCCGCAAUGUGAGUCCCGCCCAACCACGCAAGUCCCAGGGUGCCAACAACAACCAACGCUGCUCCAGUGUGGUGAGGGAGGUGAACCGCAUGAAGGAGGAGCGGGAGAAGAGAAGGGCUCGCCAGGCGGAGCAGCUGCUGGAGAAGGAUGCACUUCGUCGCCAGGAUCCGGGGAAUCCCAACUGGGAGGUGGCCCUCAUGCUGCGCCAAUACCAGGCCACCUUGAACUUUUCCCCUCUCCGGUUCCUAGAUCCACAUGGCGACUUUGUGCAGCCAAUCACCGUGUGUGUGCGCAAACGACCCAUGAGUCGGAGGGAGAACAACUCCAAGAACAUGGACAUCAUCACAGUGCCCACGGCCGAUUCACUGAUCGUCCAUGAGCUGCGCCUCAAGGUGGAUCUCACCAAGUUCCUGGAGCACCACAAGUUCCGCUUUGACUACACCUUCGACGAGGAGUGCUCCAAUUCGCUGGUCUACGACCACACAGCUCGUCCCUUGAUCAGGACCAUGUUUGAGGGCGGCAAUGCCACAUGUUUCGCCUACGGACAAACGGGCAGCGGCAAGACCCACACCAUGGGCGGGGAGUUCUGCGGCAAGGUUCAGGACUGCGGAACCGGCAUCUAUGCCAUGGCAGCUCGCGAUGUCUUCGAGGAGGUGUCACGGCCGGAGUAUCGCGAACUGGGCGCCAAGAUCACAUGCAGCUUCUUCGAAAUAUACGGCACCAAGGUGUUCGAUCUCUUGCACACGGACAAACCGCUGCUGCGGGUUCUGGAGGAUGGCAGACAGCAAGUCGUGGUGGUGGGACUGAGGGAGAUGCCGGUGACCAAGGUGGAUGACGUCCUCAGACUGAUUGAGCUGGGGAAUAAGGAGCGCACUUCCGGCCAGACCUCGGCGAAUGCCAAGUCAUCGCGCUCCCAUGCCGUCUUCCAGAUGGCCCUCCACUUGCCCGAUUCCUGGGGUCCCUACGGCAAGUGCUCCUUUGUGGACCUGGCGGGCAACGAACGCGGGGCGGAUACGCAAUCCGCCGAUCGCCAAACUCGACUCGAGGGAGCCGAGAUCAACAAAUCCCUGCUGGCUCUCAAGGAGUGCAUUCGGGCUCUUAGCCGCCAAUCCAGUCACCUUCCCUUCCGUGGCUCCAAGUUGACGCAAGUCCUGCGGGACUCCUUUGUCGGCGGGAAGAAAAACAAGACCUGCAUGAUAGCCAUGAUAUCGCCAUCCAUGAGCUGUGUGGAGCAUACCCUCAAUACCCUACGUUACGCGGAUAGGGUAAAGGAACUGGUGGCCAAGGAAGAUGAUGCCUUCCAAUCCCCAGGGGGGGAUGAAGAGAAGGCCCCCGAUCUGAACGAUGAAUCCGAGCCAGAAAUCCUGGACUACGAGGAGCCGUUGGAGGAGGAACAAGAACCGGAAUAUGAAGAUGAACAAAAUCAGCACAUUUCUAUAUCCUCUGAAGAAGCAAGUUAUUAUACUCAGCAAAAUACCAGCAGUAUGAAGGAACAAACUUCCCUUACGAACCUCAAUGAAACCAUAGAACUAUCCAAUCCUAAGAGUGAGCAGGUGAAACUUCAGCAAGUGGUUGAACAGCACGAACUGUUGAUAGAUUAUCUGGAGAACUUUGUGCGUGAUUCUCGGACUCUAGAUCCCAAAGAGGAAUUCAAAGGAUUAAACGACGUAUUCGUGGAACUGGCCAAUAUUGUAAAUUUUACCAGGGACUUGGUACUCAAUUUCAAUGCUCAGCGAUUAAUUAACGGCAUGGUGGACAAGGAUGGGAAGCCGAAUGAAAGUGGAAAGGAUUUGCAGAAGAACGACUAGAUAGACUCCUUCAUAAUACCCCCAUUGUAUUUAUUUUGUACCACUCUGUAUCUUUUCAUUUGAGUUUUGGGAGACCUUCAAUCGUCACAAAUUUCGAUUCGAUAAACAAGCAGUUAAUGAAAAUUCAA